Messenger RNA from Passer montanus (Eurasian tree sparrow), 2535 nucleotides. RefSeq names its product solute carrier family 22 member 13 (gene SLC22A13). NCBI's taxonomy places the organism in Eukaryota, Metazoa, Chordata, Aves, Passeriformes, Passeridae. The transcript has 10 exons. Gene Ontology annotation, cellular component: membrane. Gene Ontology annotation, biological process: transmembrane transport. The coding region runs from base 25 to 1671 and encodes 548 amino acids. The record is from RefSeq and is a predicted model, not a curated record. Gene Ontology annotation, molecular function: transmembrane transporter activity.
GUCCUGUCCCAGACACAGCCACCAAUGUCAGGUGUCGGGGAAAUUUUGAAAGCAAUUGGUGAUUUUGGGCGACUCCAGAAAUGCCUGGUGCUGCUCUCCGUGAUCCCCUGCCUCAGUGUGGCUUUCCACCAGUUUUGCCAGCUUUUCAUGGUGGUGGAAGUGCCUCACCACUGUGACACCAGCUGGAUCCGCGCCGUCGGCCCCAACCUGACGGAGGAAGAGCAGCUGAACCUCACCCUGCCCCGCGGCGCCGACGGGGAGUUUGAGCAGUGCUCCAUGUUCUCCCCGGUCGACUGGGACCUGGAUGCCAUCCUGGCCUACGGGCUGAACCACACGCAGAAGUGCAGCAGUGGCUGGGUGUACCCCUCAGAGCAGCCACCGUCCCUGCUGACCGAGUUUGACCUGGUGUGUGACAGGAAGGACCUCAAUGACAUUGCCCAGGCCAUCUACAUGGCAGGGCUGCUCCUGGGAUCCAUGAUCUUUGGGCCUCUGAGUGACAGGAUCGGCCGCCGCCCAGUCAUUCUGAUCUCCGUCUUCCUCCAGGGCUUGUUUGGCCUGGGAAUUGCCUUUGUGCCCCAUUUCUAUGUGUACAUGGCCUUCAGGUGUGUGGUGGGGGCCUCCGUGUCAGGGAUCACCAUGACAAUACUGGCCUUAGCUACGGAAUGGAUCGGUGUCUCCUCCCGGCCAAAGGCAGUGCUCACCUCUCACUGCUGUUUUGCCAUCGGGCAGAUGAUUUUGGCUGGUUUGAGUUACGGAAUUCGCAACUGGAGGCUGCUGCAAAUUGCAGGAUCUGUUCCUAUAUUUGCCUAUUUCUUCUGUAUUGGGGUGCUCCCAGAGUCAGCUCGCUGGCUGGUGACCAAGGGCAGAAUCGAGGAAGCCAAGAAGGUCCUGCAGAAGGCGGCAGCCACCAACAAGCGCAGCCUCCCAGCAGAGCUCCUGCAGCAGCUGAAGCCUGAGAAAGAAGUCAAGUCUGGAGGUUUCCUGGAUCUCUUUCGGAAGAAGCACCUGCGGAAGGUGACUUUAAUCAUGUCAUGUGCCUGGUUUGUGAACAGCUUUGUCUACUACGGGCUGAGUCUGAAUGUGACAAAUUUUGGCCUGGACAUCUACCUGACUCAGCUGGCCUUUGGAGCAGUGGAAAUCCCAGCCCGUGUUGGUUGUAUCUUCACUCUGCAGAGGUUCGGGAGGAGGAAGACGCAGGUCGUUCUCCUGGUGCUGAGUGGCCUGAUGUGCCUGAUCAUCACCGGCAUCCCUGAAGACCAGCCCGUGGCAACCACCGUCCUGGCCACCAUUGGCAAGUUUGCCGCCUCAGCCUCCUUCUCCACCUCCUACGUCUAUGCUGCUGAGCUCUUCCCCACGGUUGUCAGGCAGACGGGCGUGGGGCUGUGCUCCAUGGCGGCGCGGGUGGCCGGGAUCCUGGCCCCGCUGGUCCGCCUGCUGGGCCAGCACCACCGGGCCAUCCCCAUGGCCAUCUUCGGCAGCACCCCCGUGCUGGGCGGGCUGCUCUGCGUCCUGCUGCCCGAGACCGGCGGCACCGACCUGGCAGACGACACCGGGGACGGCCACCCCCCGGCUGAGGUCUGUGAAAAUGCCACCAGCAGCUCUCAGAAUGGGCAGGUGAAAGGAAAAGAUGGUGGCCAAGACAAUGAGAGCACGAAGACCACGUACUUCUAGCUGUGUCUGCAGGUGGCUGUGGAUAAAGGCAGCCCAGGGCUGUGUGGGCACUGAGGACAGGCAGGGUCUCUCCACCACAGGACAUUGUCUUUGCUUAGGCCAUCACUGCCAGUUCUUGGGUUUCCUUGUCUUUUUUGCCUUCCUAUCUCCCUCUGCAGCUUGUCCUCAGGCACUGCAGGCUGUUACUGGGGUCCAACAGUGCUCCCAUCAGAGAAGAUUAGGUGCUUUUUACUUGAGGGAAAAAAAGAAAGAAAUUAAGAAUUAGAGUGGAGGCACUUCCUCUGUGUUUUUCCUGUUAUGUCUCCAGGAAGGUGAGACUGUAAACUUUGUCCAGUGAGACACCCACUAGAGCAUUGAAUAAACUUGCAAGAGAGAACUGGGCUCACUAACAGGGGAGCUGGAGCAGAUGCAGCACUGAAAAUAAUCUCACACUUGCAAGGAGUGAUUUAUCGUGUCUGUCUAGCAAGAUCAUCCCCUUCUCUCAUAAAAACACUCCUUUUUUUUUGUAAAUUUGAGAUACUCAGCUAAGAAAAAAAAAUGUGAUGGAAGAAACAGCAUGCAGGGAGCAAGAAUGUCUAACAGGCAGCAGAAUUUUCUCUUCAGUGCUGGUGGCUUUGAAUUGAUGCCUGUCAUGAUGCUUUGGGCAUGGAAAAUGGUGCUGUUGGGCUGCAGUGUAGGAUGAAAUUGAUUUGUCCAUUCCAGGAAACUGAGGGAUAUUGUGACAGUUGAUCUCUUAGAAAAAGUACAAAGCUUUCUGGGAAAUGUCAAGUCUUUUCCACUCUGUUCUAAUCUAUUCCUUUUUUGCUGGAUCCAUUUUGUCUUUAAAAAUUUAGGACCACUUUUGUCUUAUAUUGUGAAGAAAAC